AUGUCCUGCGGCUAUCCCACCCCCGGCUGCCUACCGCAAGCCAACUUCCCCCGUCCCACCGACCGUCGCGCCGGCGGCCGCCCGGAGCCCACCAACGCGACCAUUGCCAACGGGCGCAUCCACCGCCGCCGCACCUACUUCAGCCCCGGCCUGCACCGCGCCUCCGCCGUCCUGCAGAACCCGCUGUCCAUCCGCUUCCGCGAGCUCUGCCUGCUCGUCUUCCUCCUCUUCGCCCUCUACAAGGGCGCCCUCCCCGCCCGCCGCAUCUACGGCAUGGUCGCCGUCGACCCCGUCGACACCCUCUGCCGCCGCCUCAGCCUCGCCGGCUGUGGAUAUAGGAUCUUGUGGCUGGCACUAUGGAGUUUGUGGCGAUGGGCUGGUGAUGUUGUUCCCUGGGCGUUCGUGUGUGCUGUUGUCAUAUUCGGUGGGGAGGAGGUUCUAGCGUCGUUUCGGAGGAAGAGCUCGAAAUAA
Molecule: messenger RNA, 471 nt
Organism: Phaeoacremonium minimum UCRPA7
Lineage: Eukaryota; Fungi; Ascomycota; Sordariomycetes; Togniniales; Togniniaceae
Exons: 1
Coding region: 1-471 (156 amino acids)
Source: RefSeq, a predicted model, not a curated record